AUAUCAAAGUGAAUAUUAUUUUAAAAAUUAUGAUGAAUGUGAAUUGUCUAUAAGCAAACAAAUUACGACAUAAAACGAAUGAAAUAGUGUCCGUUAAAAUUCAUUUGAAGAAAAUUUGUUUUUUUCCCACGUAAACUAUUAAUGAAACUAUUUAUGGUUAUACAAAAUAAAGUCACUGGACCGAUUUACUCCUUGUUAAAACCCUGUGCCCUCCCUUCAAAUGAAAUAUUCUAGAAGUUGCACCCAACAGGAAAGAAAGAAAAUGCUGGAAGGAAGGAAGGAAGUAACAGGGCAUUGUUAGGUAAAUAGAUGCAUCAAAGAAGACGUCUUGUCUGCUAAGAUUGCCGACGAGUUAAUCAGAAGACGCGUAUUGCACGCGCAUUGUUACGAUCAUCAUCGCCAGACAUACAACCCCAAAUCCCAAUAGUCAAAAGAACGAAAAAAAAAAAUAACAUGGAUCUCAAACAUGGUCCCAUAUUGCACCGUAAAUUAGAUAAAAAUUUGAAAGGAUUUUUAAGCCAUAUGUAAUUAAUUUGAGUUGUCGUUAUCAUUUGCCAAUUUGGAAACCGUGUUACCCUUUUUUCCUUUUUUCCCCCUUGUGUUCAAACAUUCACAUGCAUGCCUUGUUAGAGCUUCCUAUAUGCCAACCAUAUUGGACAGAUGCCCAACUUGCUCGUUAAGUACAUGCACACAAUUAUUAAAGCCAAAGAGAAAACGAGAAGAUAGAAUAGAGAUAGAGUUAUUCGUAGUUGAGUAAAUUUGAAAUAAUUCAUUAAUGAGUUAUUGUUAAUACCUCAUAAGGGUAGUUAUUGUGAAAUAACUCACAAAUACCACAUUCUCAUUUUGUGAGGAAUUUCACUUUAAUAUUAACUCGUUACAUAACAAUUCAUCCAAACGACCCCCGGUAUGAAUUAAAAAUCCAAAAAUUUAUCAAGAAUUUGAGACAUAAUAUAUUAAUGUCUUCUAUCGUAUAUUAAAUAAAAUCUAAGAUAUUUCUACUUGUAUUUGAAAGUUGAGAGCUGGGAGCCUCGACAUGCAUUCACCACCGUGACACGCUGCUGAAAAUUAUCGUCCUUCUGUUUUAUAAAGUGCUUCUAUCAAGGCAAGUGUUUUUUUACAGAAGAGGUGUUCAGUAGACUCUUUCUCUCUAUCUCUUAUUUUCCUCUUUCAAAUUUUCCUCCGUCCUCUCUCUAACUUAGCCUUUCCUUUUCAGAUUUCAGGGGCUACCGCCGGUCACCUUACGGGCGGUAGCCCAAGGAUCCCUUUCUGUUUUUGUUCUUGCUUUCCAGCUCCAUUACCUUUGUUUGUUUGCAUUUUUUCCUUCGGAUUUCUAGUUGUUUAGCUUUUCUUGCCUUUGUGGCUUUUCCAGUCCUUUUUCUAGGGUUCUUCUUCCUGGAUUUGCUCUCCUUGGGGCUGGGUUAUGCAUCUUGGGCGACUCCUUCAAUUCCUGUGGUGGUCACCUCUCAAGAUGGUGGAUUCUUUGUGCUGCAUGGUGAAUCCUUUCACCGGUUCCCUUGUUGUGUGGUCUGCCUCUUGGUCGUCGUCAGUGGGAGGAGGAUGGUGUCUAAUCCUGUUGGCCGUGGUGGCAUCUCUUGGUUUGUGGGGAUUCCGUUCGUUGGCUCUCGCCUUGACCAAGACUGGUACCUCGGUUCCCCCUGCCUUUUCAGCUCAGAGCAUUUCGAUUCUCAACCUUGACCACCGCCAUGUAAUCUCACAUCUGCGAUUCACUAUGCUGAGACGUCUUCGAGCAUCUCCCAGGAGGCGGCUAAUGGCUUUGUUGUGUUCAAUAGUCAUGGUUUCGGUCGAAUCGAAGGAGCUGGUUGUGUUUGGUGCUACUUUGGUUGAUGUGGUUGCAAGAGAGAUUUCUGGGUUUUCUGUUUUUGGAUCUAGAGUUUUCAGAUCCAUUGUUUUAGUUUAAUCAUUCUGUGUUUGUGCUGCCAUUGUAUUCCUGAAGCACAGAUUGUUUCAGCGGUGUGCUAUUGGGAUUUGCUCUUGAUCUUUCUCUAGAAAUCCUGUUAGUUUCUCUUGUAAUUUGUCAUUCAAAGUGCAAUGCAAGCAAUCUCUUUGUAAAAAAAAAGGCAAGUGUUUUCAAAGGAUGGGUCAAGGAAAGAUGUGACAUAUACAGUUAUACAUAGAAGACUCCAAAUAGUCAACAUAUAUAGUGGUGCCAAACUACAACUUGGUCCAAGUGGGAAUUAAGUCCUUUGCCCCCUAAAUCACUCUGUAAUUAAUUGACUUUGUGGCUUAUGGAUCGAAGUGGUGGUGGUAGAGGAGGAGGAAAAAACUAGCCCCAAUAAUUAAUAGGGGUGAGCCCCAUUCUUAGCGUAUAUUUAAUUAGGCCAACCAAAUUAAAUUGGCAAUUGGAAACUGUCUUUGAAUUUCCCACAAGCAAUGCAACCACCAAAGGGAACAAGCUAAUCCAGAUUCCAGUGGUCCUAAUUUUAAUUAUCAAAUAGUAAGUAAGCACCCAUCAUUAAUAUAAUUAAGUGUGGAGAAACUUGCUUUCAUUUUCUAGAUGGAGAUGACAAAUGUGUUAUUAUUUGAUUAUUUAGAGAAGAAACAGUCUUGGUCACUUUUCUUGACAUGUGGUCCAAAUAAUACAAAAUUUGUAGCGUGUUGGACUCAUUUGAAAGAGGGAUUAGUUAUCUAGGUUUGAAUGCGUUUUAUCAUUAAUAUCCCCCAUCAUUUUGCACUCUUGUUAACAAAAAAGGAGGACGAAGGUAAAUAAAUGUAAUGGAGGGUAGUUUAACAUACGCACACACAGUGUAAGUUUAGACAAAAAUACAAAGACUAAUUUAUAACCUUUCAUGUACUAUUACAACUUUCUAUUGAUAUAUAACUCCAUUUCUGCAUACAAUCUCUCUAUUGAGUGAACUAAUUACGGGAUUCUCAAAAUCCAAGCAUUCUACAACGUCCGUUUAUCGAAAUUCUCGAAAUUCGUACAAUAUGCAUUCAACCACCACUUAAUUUGAUGCUUCACUAGGGGGAAUUAUGUAGUUUUACUCCUUAUAUGCAAUGAAUAGGGACUACUAUCCAACUAUUUAAUAUUUCCCCCAUUUUUGGUUUUUGGCAUAUCUCAUUAUCUCAAGAUUUCGAAUGCACUCCCUCCACCAAAACUCCCAUCUGGCCGUUACCCCACACAUCAAAUUACAAGAAAAGAAACAUAACAUGUUGAAUGUGAAAGGUGUCUAGUAGGAGAACCACAUUCAUUUUUAACUCGGAAUUUUGAAAACUUUUGCCUAGAGGAAACGAGUUUAUCGUGAUAUAUUAUAUUUACAAGUUUAUAGGGAAAAAAUUUCAGGACAAAAAAUACCGCUCUAUUAUACUACCCUGGUACAUGGUGGUAACUAAUGGUUUACGUUGAUGAUAGGUGGUAAAUGAACGUUAAUAUAUUUCUACUAUCGUGUAUGCAACAAUUAUACACUCUGGUGUGUUCAUACCACCAUGAUAUAUACAUGUGGCCACUAAUUAUAGAUUUUCUUUGUAGUGUAUGUUACUGCCAAGAUAUAUGUGUUUUCAAAGAAUGGGUCAAAUAAUGGUGUGACAAAUAUGCAGAAGACUCAAAAUAGUCAACACAGUGUGAAGUCCUUUGUGUGAAGUCCUUUGCCCCCUGAUGAAGUACCACUCUUCAAUUUCUUGACUUUGUGGCUUAUUUAUGGAUGCGGAGAAGGAAAAAAACUAGCCCCAACAAUUAAUAUUAGUGAACCCUAUUAUUAGUUUAUAUUAAUAUGCAUAAGAAUUAAUUUAGAAAAAAACAUAAAUUAAAUUGGCAAUUGGAAA
Linum trigynum is the source of this 3780-nucleotide messenger RNA. The record is from the annotation of a GenBank genome assembly. NCBI's taxonomy places the organism in Eukaryota, Viridiplantae, Streptophyta, Magnoliopsida, Malpighiales, Linaceae.